Gavia stellata (red-throated loon) is the source of this 1077-nucleotide messenger RNA. Its product is annotated as 40-kDa huntingtin-associated protein-like. Bases 1 to 1077 code for a protein of 358 amino acids. Gene Ontology annotation, molecular function: protein binding. Lineage: Eukaryota; Metazoa; Chordata; Aves; Gaviiformes; Gaviidae. The record is from RefSeq and is a predicted model, not a curated record. Gene Ontology annotation, biological process: vesicle cytoskeletal trafficking. The transcript has a single exon. Gene Ontology annotation, cellular component: early endosome.
AUGCUGUCGGCGGCGGGCGGCUCCGGCCCCGGCGGGGCGGGCGGCUCCGGGCCGGGCCUCGGCGGGGAGGGGGACUUCCUGUCGCGGUACCGGCUGGUGUCGGCCAAGCUGCGGCGGCGGUUCCUGCGGAAGCCGAACGUGGCGGAGGCGGCGGAGCAGUUCGCGGCGCUGGCGCGAGAGCUGCGCGCCCAGGAGAGCCUGCCCUACGCGGCCUGGUGCCAGCUGGCCGUGGCGCGCUGCGCCCAGAGCCUCUUCCACGGGCCCGCCGAGGCGGCCGCCCUGGCCGAGGCGGCGCGGCUCUUCCUGCGCCAGGAGCGGGACCUGCGGCAGCGCCUGGGACUGCGCGGCGGCUUCGGCGAGCACGUGGCGGCGGCGCAGAGCUGCGGCGCCUUCGCCGCCCGCCUGCACCUGGAGCGGGGUCAGCCGGCGCUGGCGGCCGGGCUGUGCCUGGAGCUGGCGGCGGCGCUGCGCGACACGGGCCGGCCCGCCCGCGCCGCCGCGCACCUGCAGCGGGCGGCCGAGCUGCUGGCGGCGGCGCGGCUGCCCCUGGAGGCGCUGCGCUGCCUGGCCGAGCGCGCCUCCUGCCUGCUGCUGGGCCGCGACUACGCCGGCGCGCUGGCGGCGCUGACGCGGGCGCAGGCGCUGGCCGGGGCCGGGCUGGGCGGAGUUGGCGGCGGCGGGGGCGCGCCCGCCGGGGCCUUCCUGGACGUGCUGGCGCGCUGCGAGGUGUCGCGGGUGCUGCUGCUGCUGCUGCUGCAGCCGCCGCCCGCCAAGCUGCUGCCCGAGCACGCCCGGACGCUGGAGCAGUACUGCUGGGAGGCGCCGGAGGGCGGCGCGGGGCCGGGGCCCGGGGGCGGCCCCGGGGCGGGCGGCGGGCUGCCGCCGGCGGCGAGCUACCUGCCGGCCGAGCUCUUCCUGCUGCUGCAGUCGGCGGUGCUGGCGUGCCAGGAGAAGGACGCGGAGGCGCUGAAGGCCCUGCAGGCCGAGCUCUGGCCGCUGCUCAGCGCCGAGCAGAACCACCUGCUGCACCUGGUGCUGCAGGAGAUGCUGCUCAGCCCCGCCGGACAGGGGCUCUGA